AGCAGCUCUGUGAGGAAGCUCAGUCCCCGCCCACAGGGUCUAUAUAAAGAGCUGCCAGAGACCAGGACCUGCACAGGGACCGGACGCAGGGCUGACUGUCAGCUGAACACCCUCUUGUAGACCAGAUCGUGCAGUCCUGAUGGUGGUGCAGGUGAGCGGCAGCGUGGAGGUGAUGGAGGGGAACCAGCAGAGACCGGAGGUCAACAUCCUGCUGCUGGGAGCUCGCAGCGUCGGGAAAACUGCUCUCACCGUCAGAUUCCUGACCCGGAGGUUUAUCGGCGAGUACGGGGACAUCGAGUCUGUUUACAGUCGAGUCGACCGGAUUGACGGUCAGGAGAUCUGCUUCAACAUCUGGGACACACAGGACGGUGAGAAGACUCCGCCCCUCAGUGACAAACAGCUGCAGUGGGCUGACGGCGUCGUCCUGGUCUACAGUAUCUGCGACCGCCGCAGCUUUGACGUGGUCCGCCAGCAGCUGCAGCAGAUCCGUCGCAGCCGGAAGCCGUCGUCUGUUCCCGUCGUCAUCGUGGGGAACAAACGGGACCUCCGGCGCCACCGCACCGUCUCUGGUGAGGAGGGACGACUCCUCGCUCUGUCCCACUGCUGCGGCUUCUUCGAGGUGUCGGCCGCAGAGACGUACCACGGCGCCAUGCUGGUGUUCCACCGGCUGGUCGACCUCGUCCGGGAGAGCCGCGCGCUCAGGAAGAGCUCGGCCGGCGUCCGAAGCAUCGUGCGGAGCAUGUCUGCCGUGUUUGGAAAGAAGCGAGCCGAGUAGACGAGGAGAACUCGACGAAGAGAUUGUGGCGAGGAGAAGUCGUCUGAUGUCACAGUGACAUCAGCGGGAAGACUUCCUGUCCGUGGCUCCAUGAAGACAGGUCAAAGGUCAGAGACGUGAGGGACAGAUGUUCCCCUCAGGAUGAACUCGUUAUUGAUCCUCUGACACUGCUGCACUCUGUGCUAACAUUAGCUUAGCAUGCAACAAUAAGCUAAACUAACAUAGUUAGCAUUAGUUAGCAUUAGUUAGCAUUGGAAGGUCACUGGGCUCCAACUGUGCUGCCUCCAGUGGACGCCAGCAGGACUGUUUCAGGGUCCGAUCAGUAUCAGAUGUCUGACUGACGGCCCCGAUCCACAUAUUGAUCCAGAGACAAUCAACAUGUAAUAAUGCAGUUUUAAAGCCACAUCGAGUACUGUAGCAGUAUGUGAGAUUUAUAAAUGUUACUUUAAAGGUCCAGUGUGAAAGAUUUAGUGCCAUCUAGUGGUAUAGUUGCAGAAUGCAACUCCCUCGCUUCACCCUCCCUUUCCAAGCACAGAGGAGAACCUGUGGACCUUUAGGAGUUUUUCAGUAAAGGUUGUCGGUGCAGCGUUUUGUGUUGUCUCUUCAUAUUAAUAUAUUAUAGUGAUACUGGCUUUUGUUUUCUGACCAAUGUUCGGGGGGGUCGGUACUCUGAGUUAGACGUACAGAUGGAGCUGCACCAUGAGCUCAACCGUUUUAGGCUCCACACACCAAACGUGUGACAUUCAGGGCCGGGAGCUCUGCAUUACUGAACAGAAUCAGCAGAUCUCCAAACUCAGGUAUCAGAACAGGAAGUGGAUCAGUGCCUCUCUUGGUGUCCCUGGAGGGUUUUACUGGUUGUAAUGGAUCAGUAAAUUCCACCCUGGUUGAUGAAACCGUCAGUUUAUAUCUCGCUCUGUAAGUUCUGUAA
Messenger RNA from Morone saxatilis (striped sea-bass), 1703 nucleotides. Its product is annotated as ras-like protein family member 11B. The record is from RefSeq and is a predicted model, not a curated record. Gene Ontology annotation, molecular function: GTPase activity; GTP binding. NCBI's taxonomy places the organism in Eukaryota, Metazoa, Chordata, Actinopteri, Moronidae. The transcript has 4 exons. Bases 140 to 775 code for a protein of 211 amino acids.